Messenger RNA from Sphaerulina musiva SO2202, 831 nucleotides. RefSeq lists its product as uncharacterized. The record is from RefSeq and is a predicted model, not a curated record. Gene Ontology annotation, biological process: mycotoxin biosynthetic process. The transcript has a single exon. Lineage: Eukaryota; Fungi; Ascomycota; Dothideomycetes; Mycosphaerellales; Mycosphaerellaceae. Bases 1 to 831 code for a protein of 276 amino acids.
AUGACGCCCCAACAGCCUCCAGACCAGGAAAGCCUCCUCUCACGAAGUGAAGCCAGUACAGCAGGAGAAGGAGAAGACUUACCCUACUGCCAUCCAACACCAUAUCCCCUCUCGCGACGUCCCUGGAGCAGCAGCACAAAUCUCUCCUGGAUCCUCAACAUCCUCCUCCUCCUCACCACCACCAUUCUCGCCCUCCAACUCUCCCGUGGCGAACACUUUCAACACACCGGCGACAUCAACGGUCUCGCCCCGCGCUUCACCCAACGCAUUCAACUCUUCCACCCGUCCUCGCAAGCCACCGCCUCCAUCGGGCAUCCGGAGGCACAAGCUGCCACAGAAGAGUUCUGGAGGACGUUCGCACCUGAUGGAUUUGGGUUGCAAAAUUUGAAAGAUUAUUCUCCGAAACGAUACCCCGAGCUCGCGCCCCCGACGAUGGAGCCUGGAGGGUAUAAUUUGGUGGAUACGUCGAUGGCGCAUCAGUUGCAUUGUUUGUUUAGUAUUAUGGAGGCGUAUAAUGAUUUGGCGGGGAAGAUUAAUGGGACUGUGAUGGGGGUGGGGAUGGAGCAUAUGCCGCCGAGGAGGAGAGGGAAGGAGAAACAUCCUCAUCAUGAUCAUUCUUGGCAUUUGGGGCAUUGUUUUGAUUAUAUCAGGCAGGGGAUCAUGUGUUGUGGGGAUACGGCGUUGGAGGGAGCCGCGACGACGUUUCCGGAUGGGGUGAAGGGGUCGGAUGGGUGGAAUGCGAAGCAUGUUUGUAAGGAUUAUGAGGAGGUGAAGAGUUGGAUUGUAAGCCAGGGGCCGGAUUAUCAGCAGGAGGACGGGGAGGCGGAUUAG